CAUGCGCUGAGUAGUAACGGGGUGUGUCAGGACUGGUGUUUGACUGGUUGGUUGUUCUUCACCGUGUCUGAGCGGGUCAUGGCUUCGUGUUGACUGUGGCUGCUUCACCUCACGGUGCUGAGGAUGUCAGUCCUAAAUCUGUCCUUUGCUGCUUGUGGUUUUGCGGGGAUCUACCACCUGGGCGUUGUGGGGGCUCUGCUCCGCCACGGGGACAAGCUGCUGGGGUCCAUGAGGGCUUGUGCAGGGUCUUCAGCUGGAGCACUGGUGGCUGCUGUUCUGAUCACAGCUCCCGACAAGUUAGAGCCAUGUAAAGAAUUCACCUACAGGUUUGCAGAAAGUGUGAGGCAACAGAAGUUUGGAGCCGUUACUCCAGGAUUCGACUUCAUGCUGACUUUACGGGAUGGGAUCGAGGAGAUUCUUCCCAGGGAGGCACACAGUGUGGCCACUGAUAGGCUCCAUGUGUCAAUAACACACUCAAAAAGUGGCAAGAACUGCGUUGUGUCCAGGUUUACCUCCAGAGACGAGCUCAUCGAGGCUCUACUCGCUAGCAGCUUUGUACCAGUUUAUGCUGGACUCAAACCAGUGGAGUUCAGAGGACAGAAAUGGAUUGAUGGAGGGUUUUCUGACAGCCUGCCCAUUCUUCCUGUGGGUCGAACCAUCACUGUGUCCCCCUUUGCUGGACUCCAGGAUGUGUGUCCAGUCCACAAGGGCUUCUCUAAUGCUCAGUUCAGACUGCCCAACAUGACCAUCAUGUUUUCCAUGGAGAACCUGAAACGUCUAAACCAGUCUCUGUUCCCUCCGUCCACUGGCACCAUGCGUGCUAUAUGUGAAGAAGGCUUCAGUGAUGCCGUCCGGUUUCUGGAAAGAGAAUGCUUGAUGAGCUGACAGAUGCCUCCCUUCAUCAAUGACACAUCCAGCCUAAAGUAAAUGAUGACUGGACUGUACUUAUAUAGCACCUUUCUAUUUUAUUAAGAUACUCAGAAAUCUUUACAACACAAUCUGUCUUCAUUUACCAAUUCAUACAGCUCUGUACUAGAUCUCUACUAAUCAGUGCUUUAGAUCAGCGGUCCCCAACCUUUUUGUGUCACGGACCAGCUUAAUGUCAGACAAUAUUUUUGUGGACCGCCUGCCUUCAAGGUGUGGAGGAUAAAUACAGCAGAAUAAAAUUAUACAACUGGCAUAAAAACUGCUAUUUUCUAAAUAAACAUGAAUCCACUAUGUAUGCAACUUUAUUAACAGCGUCCUUGUAACAUCUCACCCACCCACCUUCUUACACGUGUUCCCGUGAACCUAUCACUCUUGUCCUACAGAACCUCCAUUGGUUCCCUGUCACUCAUUGCAUCCAUUUCAAGAUCCACCUCAUCACAUUCAAAGCCCUCCAUAAUCUGGCCCCUCCAUACCUGACCGACCUACUGCAUCACUACACUCCUUGUUCCCUCCGCUCCUCCGAUGCCAUCCUUCUGUCUCCCCUGUAGGGCCAAGCUCCACAUCUGGGGAGACAGAGCCUUCUCCGUCGCUGCCCCCACACUCUGGAACUCACUGCCCCAACAGCUUCGUGCCUGCUCCGAUCUCUCCACUUUUAAAGAAUUCAAAA
This is a messenger RNA of Nematolebias whitei (Rio pearlfish), 1594 nucleotides long. RefSeq names its product patatin-like phospholipase domain containing 4 (gene pnpla4). The transcript has 7 exons. The record is from RefSeq and is a predicted model, not a curated record. Gene Ontology annotation, cellular component: membrane; cytoplasm; lipid droplet. Gene Ontology annotation, molecular function: retinyl-palmitate esterase activity; triacylglycerol lipase activity. Gene Ontology annotation, biological process: triglyceride catabolic process; lipid homeostasis. NCBI's taxonomy places the organism in Eukaryota, Metazoa, Chordata, Actinopteri, Cyprinodontiformes, Rivulidae. The coding region runs from base 124 to 885 and encodes 253 amino acids.